GUUACAUGAAUUUUCUACAUAUAAAUGCAGAGGUUCUUCCCUUCAGAAUUUGGAAAUGAUGUGGACCGCUCACAUUUUGUUGAGCCAGCAAAAUCAGCACUUGGGAGCAAAGUAAAAAUCCGCAGAGCUGUUGAGGCUGCUGGUGUUCCAUACACCUAUGUGUCCUCCAACUUCUUUACCGGCUUUUUCCUCCGAACAUUCUCACAAAUUGGAGCUACAGCACCCCCCAGAGAUAAAGUCGUCAUUUUAGGGGAUGGAAAUCCUAGAGCUGUUUUCAACAAGGAAGAAGAUAUUGCCACAUACACUAUCAAAGCUGUGGAUGAUCCAAGAACCUUGAACAAAAUCCUUUAUAUCAGACCUCCCCUUAACACGUACUCAUUCAAUGAUCUCGUGCCUUUGUGGGAAAGGAAGAUAGGCAAAACCCUUGAGAGGAUCUACGUUUCAGAGGAACAACUGCUGAAGAAUAUCCAAGAAUCUGCCGCCCCUCUGAACAUAGCGCUCUCAAUUAGACACUCCGUGUUGGUGAAAGGAGACCACACCAACUUUGAGAUUGAACCAUCAUUUGGAGUUGAGGCUUCGGAGCUCUACCCUGAUGUUAAAUAUACUACCGUGGAUGAGUACCUAGAUCAGUUUGUGUGAUUCUUAUGCUUUAGUUAAGCUUUGCAAUCUUAAAAAAUUAGGUGGUGUUGGUUCAUGUUUCCAGUGUGCGCUACAGUCUGAUUCUCUUUUGCUUGUGUGACUUCUGUAGAUUCUGUAAGAUGACAUCCAGCUACAAUGUCCAUUAACA
Messenger RNA from Rubroshorea leprosula, 787 nucleotides. The record is from the annotation of a GenBank genome assembly. Lineage: Eukaryota; Viridiplantae; Streptophyta; Magnoliopsida; Malvales; Dipterocarpaceae.